GCCAUUUUGCUGUUAUUACAGUGGUCGCAUUAUCUUUCGUCAACAAUGUAACGUUUCAAGUGAAAUGUUUGAUGGUUUUUGUGUAUGUUUGUGAUGUUUUUUAUCAGUUUUGAGACUCGGUGAUAAAACCAGGAUUAUGGAGGAGUCCAACGAGGACCUCAAUGUCGUCCCCGAACUCUACUUUCUGAUAGCGAAAUUUCUCUCCGGGGGCCCGCUUAAAGAGACUGCAAAGACACUGUUGAAAGAGUUGCAGAGUGUAGACGUCCUGCCUCGACGGCUUGACUGGGAGGGCAGCGAGCAUCCCCAAUCUUUCAACGAAUUGAACUCCCAAUACUCAGAGGUGUCAUGGCGGCGGCUCGCCGCCGUGUGCGAGCGCGCGCUGCGUCUCGCGCGCGCCGCCCCCGCGCGCAUAGACAACGAGCCGGUGCUCAACGCGCGCUUGUCUCUGCUCAGCGAGUCGCUGGUGCGCCCGCGGCUCAGGUACGCGUCGCACAAGCAGGACCAUACGCUAGUCCGGCGGUUAAUAUGCCGCGAGCUGGGUGGUGGGCCCCGAGGCCCCGCAAAUGGCGCGGGCCCCGUGUGCGCCACGGGCCGCGGGGGCCCGUUCCCCGCGCGCCUGCUGCGGGGCCUCCAGCUGCAGCGGCGCACGCUCGGCCACUUGUCGGCCGUGUACUGUCUGGUGUUUGACUCCACUGGGAAAUAUGUUGUUACUGGCGCCGACGACCUGCUGGUGAAAGUGUGGAGCGCCAUCGACGGGCGGCUGCUGGCGACGCUGCGCGGCGCGGGCGCGGAGAUCACCGACGUGUCCAUCUCCAGCGACGGCGCGCUGCUGGCCUGCGGCUCGGUCGAGCGGCUCGUGCGGGUGUGGUGUCUGGCCACCGGCGCCCCGCGGGCCGUGCUGCACGCGCACGCGGGCACCAUCACCUCGGUGCACUGGGCGCCGCCCGCGCACUCGGACGUGCGCUGGCUCGCGUCCACGUCCACGGACGGCUCGGUCGCGUUCUGGACGUGCUCCACCGACGGCCAGUUCCUCUCGCAGCCCGUGCAGUACGUGGAGCGCAUGCGCCCCGGCGCCUGCCACAUGAUCUGCGCGGCCUGGUCCUCCGGCGGUGCGUUCCUCGCGUGCGGCAGCGCGGACCACCACGUGCGCAUCUACUCGGUGUGCGCCGGCGGGCCGCGCCGCGUGCUCGAGACGGCCGUGCACCUCGACGCGGUCGACAGCAUCGCGUGGGCGCACCGCGGCCUCAGAGGCACGCAGUUGCAGACACAACACGUGACAAUGGUUUGCUGGGACUGCAGCGACGAGUAUGUUAUGACCGCUGUCUCGGAUAACACUGUUAGGGUGUGGUGCGCGCGCACGUGCACGCAGGUGCGCGCGCUGUGCGGGCACCGCGACGAGGCGUACGUGCUGGAGGCGCACCCGUUCGCGCCCGCCGUGCUGCUCUCCGCCGGACACGACGGCCAGCUGUUCGUGUGGGACGCCGCCUCGGGGGAGGUGCUCGCCCAGUUCCACAACGUGAUAGAGGGCCAGGGGGAGGGGGCGAUAUUCGACGCGAAGUGGGGGGGCGGGGACUCUAUAGCCGCGUCCGACUCGCACGGCCACGUGCUGCUGCUGGGGCUGGGCAGGGGGCACCGGCUGCUGGCCCAGCUGCCCACCGAGCUGUUCUUCCACACGGACUAUCGGCCGCUGGUCCGCGACGCGCUGGGCGGCGCGCUGGACGAGCAGACGGAGAUCCCGCCGCACCUGAUGCCGCCGCCCUUCCUGGUGGACGUGGAGGGCGCGCCGCACGAGCCGCAGCACCAGCGCCUCGUGCCCGGCCGCGAGAACCUGGCGCUGGCGCAGCUCGUGCCGCACGCGGACGCGGCGCGCAGCCGCCUCGACGCCAUGAUCGCGGCGCUCGCGGCCGACCCCGCCACGCCGCCCGCGCACCCGCCGCCGCACCCGCAGCCCGCCGGCGUGUGGCGCGGCGAGGGCGUGCGCCACACGGCGGGCACGUGGCAGCCGCUCGACGUGCCGCUCAGCACGCGCCCCGUCGUGCUGCCGCUGCCGCCCGCGCACCGCGACCGCAUCGAGCGCGCCAGUUCGGAGCUGAACAGCCUCGAGAUGGCGUGGUACCGGCGCGAGAUGCGGCGCCGCCCCCUCAUGAUAUCGACGGCGGGGGGCGAGGGCGCGGCGCGCAGGAAGCCGGGGCGGAGGCCCCGCGCGCCCGCGCCCAGGGCGAGGCCCCAGCCGCCGCAGCCUGCGCACGCGGAGGAGCGGUCCGAAGCGGACGCGGAGCCGGACGCGGAAGCGGAGCCGGAGCCGGAGGAGCGCUCGUCGGAGCAGUCCGCGUCCGACAGCAGCACGUCGGACGAGUCGGUGCGGCUCUCGUCGCGCUCCUCGCGCAGCUCGCCCGCGCCGCCGCGCCCGCGCCGCGCCCGCCCCGCGCGCCCCGCGCGCCGCGCCCGCAGCGACUCAUCCCAUUCGCCCAGUAAGAGUGACAGGUACAGCCCGGGCGCGGCGGCGGCGAAGCGCGGCGGCGGCGCGGAGCUGCCGGAGCAGUACCGCGUGGGCGAGUGGCUCACGGCCGUGGCGCCGCGCAAGGCGCCCUACCACCCGCAGAUGGGCGACCGCGCCGUCUACUUCCGCCUCGGACACCAGCGUUACUUCGAAGCGGUGGCCGAGAAGGACUUGUACAAAAUACACCCGAGGGACAAACCGUGGGAGAGGAUGCAUAUCAAUGAAUGCGAAGCCGUGAAGGUGGUCGGCAUGAAGUACACGAUCAAGCCGCCGCGCGUGGUCUGCCUGAAGCUGGCGCGCGAGCUGGAGCGCGGCAGCUUCACGGUGCGCUACCACGACAUGCCCGACGUCAUCGACUUCCUGGUGCUGCGCCAGCAGUACGACGCGGCGGUGGCGCGCACCUGGGGGCAGGGGGACAGGUUCCGCUGCAUGAUCGACGACUCGUGGUGGACGGGCACGGUGCUGGAGCGCGUGGGCGGCGCGGCGCCCUGCACCAGCGAGUGGGCCUCCGCCGCGGCCGCCCACUUCCUGUCGCUGCGCGUGCAGUGGGACAACGGCGAGGUGGAGAGGUUGUCCCCCUGGGACCUCGAGCCGCUGGAUCCCGAAAGGCUGCCGGCGGAGCCGGGCGGCGCGGUGGCCGUGCUGCCGCACGAGCUGGAGGCGGCGCUCUGCCGCGCCGGCGCGCACGAGUGGCCGCCGCACGCCUGCCGCGCCAUCGCCGCGCACAUCUCGCAGGUGAUGUCGCUGUCGGUGGCCGAGCCGUUCGUGGCGCCUGUGGACCUGCAACUGUACCCCUCGUACGCAAUGGUCGUGCCCUACCCCGUGGAUCUGGCCACCAUACGCGCCAGGUUCGAGAAUUUGUUCUACCGGCGUCCGGCGGCGGCGCAGUUCGACGCGCGCUACCUGGCCAGCAACGCGGAGCAGUUCAACGAGCCGCACACGCCGAUCGUGCGGCAGGCGCGGCUCGUCACCGACCUGCUGCUCUCCAUCAUCAGCAACUGGCAGUCGAUAGACGUGGUGAGCAAGUACCACGAGCUGGCUGCGUCCUAUCACUCGUCUGAUGAUGAGUCGCUGCACGAUAAGAAGCGCGUGCGCAGCGCGAGCGAAGCGGGCGCGUGGCGGGAACGCGUCGCGGCGCUCGUGAGCGAGCUGGCCGCCGCCGCCGACGCCGAGCCCUUCCGCCAACCCGUAGAGCUCAGCCAGGCGCCUGACUACCCGUCGGUGGUGACGUCGCCGAUGGACCUGGGCACGGUGCAGCGCAAGCUGGCGCGCGGCGAGUACGGCGGCGCGGCCGAGGUGGCGGCCGACGUGCGCCUCGUCUUCGCCAACAGCCGCCUCUACAACACCAACAAGCGCAGCCGGAUAUACUCGAUGACGGUGCGGCUGUCGUCGCUGUUCGAGGCGCUGUGGGCGCGCGUGCCGCCCGACACGCGCCGCGCGCGCCGCGCCCGCCGCGCGCGCCGCCGCCGCGACACCGCGGAAACAAACGGUGACGUGGCAACCAAGCACGCGUCGUCCAGCUCCGAGUGCGAGACGCUCGCGGUCGCGUCGCGCCGCGCCGCGCGGGCGGAGCGGGCGGGGCGGGAGCGGCGGCGGGACGACUCGUGGGACAGCGACGCGCCGCUCAAUGCGCACACCAAGGGUAAAGGAGUGGGCAAGAAGAGCAAGGGCGGCCCCGUCGCGAGCACGUCGGCCCGCGUGCCGCCCACGUUCGUGGCGACGAAUGGAAUAGAGACGGACUCGGAGCGCGAGCACAAGCUUGAGGAGGUCCCGGACGGAAGCAGUUCCGACUCGAGCGCGUACUCGCGGAUACAGGUGGUGGAGGAGGAGCUGGCGGAAGACGAGGUGGAGGUGACGUACGAGCCGUCGCCGCGCGCCCGCCGCCACACGCGCUCGCAGAGCAAUUCACGCAAGCGUCGGCGCGCGCGCAGCUCGGGCAGCUCGGCCGGACACCGGCCCGUUAACCGACCGCACAAACGAACGCGCGAACGCUUCACGGACGGCUCGCUGUCCUCGUCGUCGUCUGGCUGGCAGUCUGGCUGGCGGUCUGGCGGCAGGUACGAGUCGGACCGCUCGUACCACCCCGGCUACUCCACCGAUGACGAGACGCCGCUGCUCCUGUACAGGCAAAGGCAAGAAGGGGAAGUUGAGGCUGGUCCUUCGAGGCGGCCGCAGCAGCACCGGAGCGGCGGCGUGAGCCUGCGCAAGCGCCGCAGCCCGCGCCGCUACAACGAGGACAGCGAGGACGACUCCAUCGCGGCCAUCAGCAAGCGCCAGCAGCGGCGCCACCUCCCGCCGGGCCCCAGCGCGCCGCUCGGCCGCGCGCCGCACACCAACGACCACAACUACUUCAACGGCCACGCGCCGCACCACAACGGGGGUUCCCCGCCCUCGGGGGGCUCGCCGGGCCCCGGGCCGGUGUCGAUCUCGUCGCGGGGCCGCGUGCGCCGGCUCACCGCCAAGGCGCGGGGCCUGCUGCGCGAAUAAUACAGGGCCUUCGAGAGGGGGCUGCGGGGGUUGGCCAGCCCCUUGUUCAUAUCGUAUCGGGGCCGCGUUAAGCGGCUCGCGCAACCGGACGAUUGUGUGGACUCGUCGUGAGGGCGACCCCUAAGUGGGGUCGGAACCCAUAAGUGAUCGUCUUCAGUGUGUGCGAAUUGAAACCCCUAAGUGAUUGUGUUCAAUAGAUCGUGACUAGUGCGUAGGGCUUGGAGCCCCUGUGUGUUCAGUGUUUGUGUUUGGGGGUUGGGAGUCGUUGUGUUGUCAGAAAGGACACUUGUAUGUACAUGUAAUAGUGUUUUGUAAGUUAUUUAUAGGUGUAGAUAUCGAAAUCGAUUUUUUGUUUAUUGUAUUGUGUAAAUGUUGUUGAUUCUGGAGUCUGACCCCCCGGUGAAAGGUGUUUCGAGGUUCGAGAGUGUCGAUUUUGAAACUAAACUCGUAUGCUCGUAUGCAAUAGUCUAAAAUCUCCGCGUUUGCACUUAGUACAUUAUAAAUGAAUUUAAUUUAUUAAUUGAAGACUUCCAACGGUUUUUGAACGCGAUUUAUGCAUAAUAUUAUUCAGGCACAUAAAACCGAAAGUGUAGAAGAAAUUCGAUUACUGUGGCGGGAUCACGGGUGGCUGAGAGGCUAGACGUUGCUACGGUUUGGAAAAAACGCGGAUUCGAAUCCCGUCUCGUGGUCAAAUUUUUUUCUAUUCUUUCAAAAUUUCUCAUUUAUAAAGCAUUUCAAUGCUAUAAAACUAAAAAUUAAAUCAAUUACUAUUGUUAGCAAAAUGGGAUAUAACUAUAAUGUAAUAAAGUUUUUUAAUGUUGUCUCUUCUAUUUUUUUCGCGAAGGUGUAUAGUUUUUUCCAUUUAUUAAGUGUACGAAGUGCAGGCAGUGAGUUAGGCGAUUCGGUAUUCAUUAGGUGUCGUCCACUAAAUUAAGGGUUGUUGUGUAACGCUGUUUACACUAACAUAGUUAUGUAUUGUACAAUUGUGAUAUGUCAGUUGUAGGGUCGGGGGUCGAGUGGCCCUGCGAGGGGUUGUAGGGCCUUCUCUAAAAAAUGUCUUGGAUAGUUGCCAUUAUUGAAGUUAUUUGACUACACUUCUACAGUAAUAUUAUGAAGAAUUUGUAUUUUUGUUUGUUUGUUUGGAAAAACUCAAAAACUACGGGAUUGAUUUUAAAAACUCUUUCACCAUUAGAUAGCUACAACUUCACUGAGUGACAUAAGCUAUAUGUACACCACGGGCGAAGCCGGGGCGAGCAGCUAGUGGUUCAAUAAAGUCAUACUUAUUUGAAAGUGUUAAUACAAUUUUUUGAGGGUACUUUUUCAAAUGAUAGCAAUUGCGUUCAGUAUGUUGAAGGUUUUGAUUAGUGACAUAUUUUUAUGGGAUAGAUAUAAAUUUAUCCCAUAAAUAAUCCCGUAUGGGAUUUAUGACUUGCAACGUAAUAUACAUAUAAAUUUAUAUCUAUCACAUAGUCCCGUAUGGAAUUUAUGACUUCAAUGUAAUAAAUUGAAUUUCCUAUAUAUAAUAUUACAAUAACACGUAAAAUGUAUUUGUUUUGACGAUAAACUGUUAUUAAUUACAGCCCUUUAUGUGAAUUAUGUUUAUUAUACUAUAUAUUUAAUUAUAUUGACAUUGUAAUUUUAAGUUACGUACAUAAUGUGAGUCGGCUGAAUAUAAAAAUAACUGAAUAUAAGUUUAUCCGUUUACAUAUUUUCUAUGUGGAGUUAAUUUAAUUCAGUUAUAUAUUAAAUGAUAGAAAUGUGAUAAUUCUUUUUUUUGUUUUUAUGUAUAGUAAAAUGCUUUUUACAAAAAACAUAUUUGUUUAAUGAAAACAUGGUUUAAUCGGAUUUUUACCUGUUUUAACAUGCUUUUAUUAACUUCACCUGUUUGUUUUUUUAUGUAAUCGACUCGUUUAGACUCGAUUUUGACCAACUAAAGGGACAUAUUUAUCUUAUUAUCCUGACUAGGAUCGCCGCAGAAAAAAUUCCUUAUGUGUACUCUGUAUAAGAGCAACGAAAGACGAUUCAAUCAGUUCUAUGCUGAGAACGUGUUUCUUUUUUAGAUUUUUUUAACUGUAUGCAAGAAUGACCCCUCGUUGGAAACUAGGGACGGACAAAAAUUUGUAAAAAAAUAUAACAUAAGUUAAUUGUGAUGUUUAUUGAUAAGAAUUAUGUAAAAAAAAAUCGGCUCAAUAUAAGUACUGUAUGUAUGACACUGGUUUAUCCACCUAACGGCUGUAGCGUUUCUGGUGAGAUUUAGUAGCGUAGCAGCGAUAGUCACCGAAUUUAUUUAGGUUACACUUUGAUUUAGGUGCUCGGGUGUUUAUCGAUUGUAUAUAAAAUUUAAAUGAUUGAAUGAUAGUUAGUAAUAUUUUUUCUUUUUAUUUUUGUAUAAGCACGUGAAACAGUGUCAAAUAUUGUACGUUUUUUUUUAAUAAUUUGUAAAAACCGGCAUGUGCAGGGUGUCUCCCGUCAAAUUACCGAUAAUUCGAUCAUUAAUUAUGAUUAAAUAUAAUAAAACCGAUUCAAAUCGCGAUUUAUUCAUUGUUCAAUUCAACUCUAAACUGUAUCUUUGAUAUUUUUGUUAUUGAAAUCUCUAUUUUCACACAAGAAUAUGGUUUAAAUCGGUUCAAGUGAAGGUCGCACUCGCGAUACCAAGUAGGUUUCGUAUUAUGAAACUUUAUAAUAAGAAACGGAUAAGAAAAAUGGUCACCCAUCCAAUUUAUGACCGUGGCAACCGUUGCUUGACUUAGAUUUAUUAUUAUCUAUUAUUAUAAUGUCAACAGAACAGUGUCGCUGAAAGUGAUGACGUGAUGACAGACAGAUGAACAAACAGACAGACAGACUGACGGACGCACAUUGAAGCCUUAGUAAUAGUGUCCUAUUUUACCCUGUGAUGGAAAA
This is a messenger RNA of Zerene cesonia (dogface butterfly), 7888 nucleotides long. RefSeq names its product PH-interacting protein (gene BRWD3). Gene Ontology annotation, molecular function: protein binding. The record is from RefSeq and is a predicted model, not a curated record. Gene Ontology annotation, biological process: regulation of transcription by RNA polymerase II; cytoskeleton organization; regulation of cell shape. Gene Ontology annotation, cellular component: nucleus. NCBI's taxonomy places the organism in Eukaryota, Metazoa, Arthropoda, Insecta, Lepidoptera, Pieridae. Bases 137 to 4987 code for a protein of 1616 amino acids. The transcript is spliced from 40 exons.